Anneissia japonica is the source of this 436-nucleotide messenger RNA. Its product is annotated as BTB/POZ domain-containing protein 9-like. The record is from RefSeq and is a predicted model, not a curated record. The annotation marks the transcript as partial. Lineage: Eukaryota; Metazoa; Echinodermata; Crinoidea; Comatulida; Comatulidae. The transcript has 3 exons. Gene Ontology annotation, biological process: adult locomotory behavior; modulation of chemical synaptic transmission; circadian behavior.
CAGCAUCUGUGUCGCUCUUGGCAAACAUUACACUUCAAAUCUCGUGUCUGCAAGUACAUCCGGGUGACAGGUGUGAAGAACACGGUAAACAAGGUGUUUCAUCUCGUAUCCUUCGAAUGUUGGCACACUGCCAAGCCAUUCCAGCUGGACGACGGACUAAUCGUGCCAACUGAGAAUGUUGCAACAAUUCCGAAGAGUGCAUGUGUUAUAGAGGGCGUGAGUCGCAGCAGGAAUGCACUGUUGAACGGCGACACCAAACACUACGAUUGGGACUCGGGCUACACUUGUCAUCAGCUGGGAAGUGGGUCAAUUGUUGUUCAGUUAGCCCAGCCAUAUGUCAUAGGAUCCAUAAGGUAUGAGAUUUGCCCGGCCCAGGCUAAGUGUUCACAGAAAAAAUAUCAAACCAAUGUGUCUAUAAUUUACCAUGUGAAAGGAG